This is a messenger RNA of Sarcophilus harrisii (Tasmanian devil), 3246 nucleotides long. It is a transcript of the gene TLR4, whose product is annotated as toll like receptor 4. NCBI's taxonomy places the organism in Eukaryota, Metazoa, Chordata, Mammalia, Dasyuromorphia, Dasyuridae. Gene Ontology annotation, molecular function: transmembrane signaling receptor activity; lipopolysaccharide binding; lipopolysaccharide immune receptor activity. Gene Ontology annotation, biological process: defense response to Gram-negative bacterium; inflammatory response; immune response. The transcript has 3 exons. The coding region runs from base 195 to 2681 and encodes 828 amino acids. The record is from RefSeq and is a predicted model, not a curated record. Gene Ontology annotation, cellular component: membrane.
ACAAUGUCCCAAAAUGCUAAUGUGGUGACUCUCACUUCCUCUCUACUCCUUACCCUGCUCCAGUUUGCAUAUGCACUGCAGUGGGGCACCUAUUCUGGGGCAGAAAGCUCUGUGUUUUAAGAGUGGGACCUGCUUAAGAGGAUUUAUGUUGCCAUGUGUUCAUAUUGCUGCCUCUGCCCCCAGAAAAUGCCAGGAUGGUCCGUUGGAUAGCCAUGGCUCUGAUUAUAACCACAACCUUCUUUUCCUGUCUGGAUCCGGGGAGUUGUCAUUCCUGCCUAGAGGUUUUUCCAGACAUUGAAUACCAAUGCAUGGCCCGAAAUUUCUCUGAAGUUCCAGUGGAUAUACCUUCAUCCACCCAGAAGCUGGACCUGAGCUUCAACCCACUGAAGUCUUUGGCUUCACGAAGUUUUUCCAGAUUUACUGGACUGAGAAUACUUGACUUGUCCAGAUGUGAUAUUCAGAAGAUUGAGGAUGACACUUAUCAAGGCCUCUGUAAUCUCUCUACUUUGAUCCUGACGGGAAACCCAAUCCAGAGUUUGGGUCUCAGAGCCUUCCAUGGUCUUCCCAAGUUACAGAAGCUGGUUGUUGUAGAAACAAAUCUUGUGUCUCUGAAGGACUUCCCCAUUGGACAUCUCAUGACCCUGCAGGAGCUAUAUUUAGGACAUAAUUCCAUCAGUUCUCUCAAGUUACCCCAUUAUUUUGCCAGUUUCAGCUCCCUGCAGCAUCUGGAUCUUCACUUGAAUUUGAUAAAUAAUAUUUCUGAUGGAGAUUUAGAGCCUAUAAAGAUGAAUCUAAAUCUCACUCUAGACCUUUCUCAGAAUCCUAUUCAAUAUAUCCAUCCAGGCGUCUUAAAGGGGAUUCACUUAACUGGACUAAUUCUGAGAGGAAAUUUUCACAGUUCAGCAGUCAUGGAGGUUUGUAUUAAGGGAAUGACUGGCUUGCAAGUCAACAAACUGGUUCUUGGAAAUUACAAAAAUGAAUUCCAAAUGACUAACUUUGAGAGCAAGAUCCUAGAUGGGUUGUGUCAGGUGGACAUUGAUGAAUUUUGGAUGGUUGUUCCCUCUGAUUUUCCUUCAGAUAGUUAUGGAUUUUUCAGAUGUUUAGUCAAUGUUUCUGUUCUCCAUAUGGUUACGGUUCCCUUAGAAGUGCUGACUAACCUACCAGUAUUUCCUAAACUGUUCUCAUUGGUAUUCACUAACUGCAAAUUUGAAACACUGCCUACCUUACCAUCUACCUCUCUCCCCUCCCUUAAAGAACUUCGUAUUACUCGCCACAAAGAUCUCACAACUUUGUCUGAUUUGAAACUUCCCAGUCUGGAGCUUCUGGACCUCAGUCAAAAUGCUCUGAAUAUUUUGUCCUGCUGUUCCUACAAUAACUUUGAUACAGACAAACUGAAAUAUUUGAACUUAAGUUAUAAUGCUCAAAUCAUGUUGAGUAAGAACUUCAUGGGUUUUGAAAACCUAGAAUCUCUGGAUCUUCAACAUUGCCAAUUGAAAGGUCAUAACAAUUUCCCUGUCUUUUUAUCACUCACAAAACUUCAGUACCUGGAUAUUUCUUAUACAAACACUCAUGUCCAAUUUGAAAAUAUUUUUGCAGGUUUGAGCAAUUUAAGACAUUUGAAAAUGGCUGGUAACUUUUUCCAGGGCAACAUUUUACAAGACAUCUUCAAGAAUCUGAGUCAGCUUGUCACACUAAAUAUUUCCUACUGUCACCUAGAAAAAAUCCCCCAAAUAACAAUGAAGUCCCUCCAUCAACUCCAGGUGUUGGAUAUUAGCCAUAACAACCUCCAGACUUUUGAACCACUCAUUUUCAGGCCUCUUUGGAACCUCCAAGUCUUGAACUGCAGUUACAACAGUAUCACAGCCCUGGAUGGGCAGAAUUUACAGUCAUUGUCAGAAACUCUGGUUUCUACUGAUUUUUCUGGAAAUCCCUUUGAUUGUGUCUGUGACCAUCAAAUCUUCUUUCAGUGGGUCAAAGAGAAUAUACAACUCUUGAAUAGAUCUAAACCAAUGAUUUGCCAGACACCUUCUCAUAUGAAAGAUGUCUCUGUGCUAUUAUUUGAUGAUUUAUAUUGUCAGAUGAAAAAGACUAUCAUUGCUAUGUCAAUUUUGGCAAUAAUGUUGGUACUUAUGGCACUGGCCUUGGUCUAUAAGUUCUAUUUCCACCUGAUGCUGCUUGCUGGCUGCAAAAAAAUGGUUGGAGAGGAAAGCACUUAUGAUGCUUUUGUGAUCUAUUCUAGUCAAGAUGAGGAAUGGGUGAGGAAGGAAUUGGUGAAAAACCUAGAAGAGGGUGUUCCCUCAUUCCAACUCUGCCUCCACUACCGAGACUUUAUCCCUGGUGUGGCUAUUGCUGCCAACAUUAUUCAGGAAGGUUUCCAUAAGAGUCGGAAGGUCAUUGUUGUGAUCUCCAAGCACUUUAUCCAGAGCCGCUGGUGCAAGUUUGAGUAUGAAAUUGCUCAGACAUGGCAGUUCCUGAGCAGUCACGCAGGUAUCAUCUUCAUCAUGCUACAGAAAGUGGAAAAAUCACUACUGCGACAACAGGUGGAACUCUACCGGCUGCUUCGUCGAAACACCUACCUGGAAUGGGAGAACACUAACCUGGGUAGACAUGUGUUUUGGAGACGGCUGAGAAAAGCAUUGUUAGAUGGCAGAACAAAGAGGCAGAAAGAAGCAGCUGAAUAAGAGACCAAGUAGUCAGUUACGCUUAUAGCUGAAAGAAGAAAGAAGUUUAAGCCAUUCUCUUUUCCACAAAUUAUCUAUUUCUUUUAGUGUGACACUGGAAAGGACAAUGGACACUAUGUAGUCUGUUACUUUCAUUUUGCAACUAUUUGAAUUGUUUUAUUCUGAUUACUUGAAGUAUUUUCUCUUCGACAAGGGAGCUCUGGAAUUUGGAUAUAAUAUGCUUGGGAGUUUUUAUUUUGGGGAUUUCUUUCAGGAGGUAAAAGGCAGAUUUUUUGAAUUUUUAUUGUACACUUUGGAUUUAAGAUAUCAAAGCAGUUUUCCUUGAUAAUCUCUUAAAAUGUGAUUUCUAUGAUUUAUUAUUAGAUGAUAUUGGUUUUCAGAUAUUCAACUAAUUCUUAAAUUAUCUCUCCUCUUGUCUUCUGAGGCUGUGAUACAACAAAAUAGAGAUCAGUAGUCUGAUGCUUGUGUUUAUUUUGGCCUAACAAACAACACCAAGAGCCAGCACUGCAUCAUCUCUUACUAGCCAGAACUGCAUCACUGCAUCAUCCAUGUGUGGAACCAUAGA